CGACCGCAAAAUUUCAAGGAAACUCUAUUCAUAAGAUAAAGACCAUACAUGUGCGUAUAUGAAAAGGAUAUGCAUGUAGAGGACCACUGUAUAACACCGAUUUUACAGACGACAGAUCUAUACCUAAAAUCAUAACUGUAUUUUUAAAUGAAAAGCAAUGUUAGAAAUCAUGACUUUACUCAAGUUAAUCUUAUUGAAAUGGAAGACAUCUCAAGCAAGCAGACAUUACGAACAUUACGGAUAUUGUUAUGUAAGCAACACUUAUAUGUAAAUGACACCUGUCAAUCAGUUUUAAAAGUAAUACCUUGUUGAAUCUUCUACAAAGAUUAAUCAGAUCAAAAGAUCGAUUAAUUAGCAUUAAUCCUGACAGCAUUUUAUUUUAAUUCACUCUUAAUUAGAUCUGCUUUUCUGUUAUUGUGUAUGUGUUUUUACAAGCAAACAUGACACAACUUUUAAUCUCCUUUAACAUUAAUGAACCGAAAACAAAAUAUUUCUGAUUGAUUUUAUCACUUGAUUUACGAUACAUGUAAAGCUGUUCACUUUCUUAUUCAUUUAUGAAAAUAUGUAUAUAGGUCACAGGGAAAUCGCGAAUUCAAAACGGCGCGAAUUAAGAUUGUGUUAAUAAAUCGCGAAAUAAAGACGGCGCGAAAAUUUCCCGGUUUACAGUAUACAUAUAAAACGUAAUUGGAAUAAUCAAAAUUAUUGAACAACACAAAAGACCACAUCAACCACCAACACCCAACCAUGAAGAAAAAACAAACGCCCAAGCAAAGACAAAUUUAAACAAUAAACAACACAUACAUGUAGCUAGAUAGCAUGACCAGGCACAAAAUUAUAACAUAACACUACCAAGUAUGUCAGUAACUUCUUUGGGGCAACUUAAAGACAGUCAAGCAAGCAUGUUACAGUUAAUAAAAAAGACUGUUCAUAAGACAUAAAUUUGCAUUGCUAAAAUGAAUACAAGUCAAAAAGGUGUCCUUACUUUGAUACAAUUUGAGCUGCCUUGAGCUACCAUAUAUAUAUAUUAAAAGUAGCCUAUCUAAACAUUACAAUUAUUGGAACUGAUCCUAAAAUUGUUGUCAUUUUUGUUAUUAGAUUGAUAGAUUAUUAAAAAAAUUUCUUUAAUAUUUCACCGGUAUAAACAGAAGAUAAAUGUCCUAACAGUGUGUCAACAUUCAUAUAUACAUGUAUAUGGAAAAGGUCAACAGAAUCAACAUGUACAGACUAAGUGGACUUUGAUGUAAUAUUAUGAGCUAUCGCCUGUCACAGAACUAUGCCUGGGACACAACACUUCCUUUGGGCCAAGGGGCUACCAGUAAAGUAUUUAAAGGAUUCAGCAGGAUGAAUGGUGAAGAUGUAGCUGUAAAAGUGUUUACUCAUGCAGGACAGAUGAGGCCUUUUGAUGUUCAAAUUAGAGAAUACAAAGUGAUGGACAUGUUAAAUCAUGAAAACAUUGUCAGACUAUUAGCUAUUGAAGAGGAGCAAAACACUCACGACAGAGCUAUUGUAAUGGAGCUAUCAAACUGUGGAAGUCUGUACACAUUACUAGAUGACAGCUCUAAUGCAUUUGGUUUAGAUGAAGAUGAGUUUCUACUAGUACUUUCACAUGUCACUGCAGGGAUGAAACAUUUACGUGAGAAUGGUAUUGUUCAUCGAGACAUUAAACCAGGAAACAUUUUGCUGUACAAAAAAGAAGAUGGAAAAUCAGUUUAUAAGUUGACUGACUUUGGUGCUGCUAAACAACUAGAAAAUGACGAAGAGCAGUUUAUGUCAUUGUAUGGAACAGAAGAAUAUCUGCACCCAGAUAUGUAUGGUAGAGCUGUAAUGAGAAUCAGGAACCCAGAAAAUGAAGGAUUCGACUCAAGUGUAGACCUCUGGAGUCUUGGAGUUACAUUUUAUCAUGCUGCUACAGGCCAGUUACCAUUCAGACCUCAUGGUGGAAGGAAAAACAGACGUCAGAUGUAUGAAAUAACGAGAAAUAAAGAAGGUGGAGUUAUAUCUGGAGUGCAGAAGACUGAGAAUGGUCAGAUUGAAUGGAGUAAAGAACUACCAGCAACUUGUCGGCUUUCACUUGGUUUAAAGCAGCAUCUAACACCAAUAUUGGCUGGCCUGUUAGAGAGUAAUGAGAAGAAAAAGUGGAAUUUUAAUACAUUGUUUAACGAAGUGGAGAAAAUAGAUGAGAAAAUGAUUAUUCAUGUAUUUUGUCCUCACAAAUGGUCACUUUUAAGGAUUUAUAUAAAGCCUGAAGCAUCGUAUAGUGGAUUCCAAGAAUUGAUAGCAGAACAGAGUGAGAUAUCUGCAGAGAACCAGAUAUUAAUCUUUGAAGGAGAAGUCUUAUUAACAUUAAUUGAAAGUGAAAUAUCACCAGUCAGGCAUUAUCCUAAAACCAUUAGUGAGGAGACUCCAGUUUAUGUAUUUUCUAAGAUCGUAAUGGAACCAAGGCAGUUUCAAUUUGCUAUCUAUCCUGAGUUUCCACGGUUUGGUAAUACAGUACAUGUUGCUAAUGAUUACCAGCUUUCCAAAGUAUGUAAUGCUGUUGUUCAUUACAUUUAUUGGUGUGUCAAACGAUUUCAUUUGAAAGAGAAGCUACUCAGACACUGUGUUCUCAGUUACAUACAUGAACUUCACCAUGAGUGCACACAUUUAUUGGACUAUAAUAAACAUCAGACACAACAUUAUCAGACAUCUGAACAAUGGUAUAGACAAAUAAAGGGACAGUUAGAGCAAGUGAGAGCACUAAGUGCUAUGUAUCGUAUAGAUAACAAAUUUAAAGUCAUCUAUGGUAGUCAGCAUGGUAAUCUAGAGAGCUCUUGGCAAAGUCUGAAGAGUUAUCUGGAUAGAACAGUACAAGAUUUAUUUAAUAUAGAAAAAGAUGAGUUACAGAACAGGAAGUUGGAGUAUGUGUGGGACGACAGACUGGGCUGCUUUGAUGAUAAGGAUAGAUGUGCACAGAAAGUUGAGAUGAUGAUUGAUACUCUGAAGAAGAUUGUUCAUAACUUUAAAGAAAAUCGACAGAAUCGUUCAUUGGACCACAUUACAGAACAGCUUCAUAUGUUCAGAAAGAAUAGUCUCCAAGAGAUAUGUGUGACAACCCAAUCGAUUAUUGAGAAAUGUCACAAAAAUGCUCAGCGACAGUUUGAUAAAUUCAAUGAAUGGUACCACUCAGCUGUUGAAAUGAGAUGCUCUACCAACAGUAUAGAGAAAGAUUUACUUCAGAUAGAGAUGUCACACCAGAAACCUUUUGUUGAAAAGUUGAGGAAGACAUCUGAUGAUGUUGUACAGAGUCUAACAGAUAUUAAAUGUGCCUUAAAAAACCAUGGAGUAUUAUCAAAUGGAGUACUUGAUAAAACUGACAGUCUGUCACCUAAAGGAUGCUCACUGUCUUCUCCAAAAGAAUUUGUUUUGCAGCUUAAUAAUGGCUUUGAAGAAUCUAACAAACUAAUGGAAGAGACCCAGAGAGCAUUUUCCCAGAAUAACAAAAUGCUGACUGAGCUGACUCACCAGAUGUCAGAAUUGAACUACAUGGAUAAAGGCUGAGGAUCUGUAUCCAUAGCAACCAAGGAUAUAUAAACAUAAAAUUGGUGACAAAAAAUCAAAAGGCUAUAGAUAGUUCAUUACACAAUUAGUUUUCCAUUUAAAUGUACUUGGGAAAUUAAUUUUUGCAUGUGCUUAAAUUUCCAUGAUUAAAAACAAAUUGUACUCAUCAUUGGAGAAGAUUGUGAUAUUGUUGCAUCAAUGUAUGGUAAGGAUGGAUAAAUGUGAAUUAAAUAUAAAUAUGGUAUCCUUUGUGAGUUCACUCACAGUUCCAGCUUAUAUGGUUGUAUACUUAAAUAGAAAGUAUUGAAAUCAUCAAUGUCUGAGAUGGUUAACUGGAAUUAAAUAUGAUGGUGUAGGAUUUCCUUUAAUAUAUAACAAUAUUUGACUUUUGUCUAUAUUCUGUGAUAAGCCUUUGUAUUUAUAUAUGUACCGAUGAUGUAAAUUAAUUUCCUUGUUGAUUGCUAUCAUGAAGAAAACUAUUUUGUCUCAGAUAAAUAGAUAAUUUUUAUGUUAUUUUAAAUGAAUGACAUAUACACUGCUGAUUCUGUGCAUUUUUGUAGUAUCCUCGAUUUUAUUUAUUUAUUGUCUGUAAAUAUUAUUCAUGGCACUUUGCACAGACAGCAAAAUUACUACUUUUUCAUAAACUGUUUUCUUAAUAAAAUAAGUAGUUUGCAUAUUCUAAUGUGUGAUGUGAUGUGAGAUGUGUGAUGUGAUGUGAGCAAUUCCAUCUUGAUUGGAGUUCUGGAUCAAGUAGAACAUUUGACUUGUCUGGCAGUGUUUUGUCUUUGGCUCACAAAAAAAUUAUAAACAAGUGUGACAUGUUUGCAUGGUUAUUAUUUAGUUUUAUUAUAUUAUGUGUUUAAG
Mytilus californianus (California mussel) is the source of this 4401-nucleotide messenger RNA. RefSeq names its product serine/threonine-protein kinase TBK1-like. Gene Ontology annotation, molecular function: ATP binding; protein serine/threonine kinase activity. The record is from RefSeq and is a predicted model, not a curated record. Gene Ontology annotation, biological process: peptidyl-serine phosphorylation. NCBI's taxonomy places the organism in Eukaryota, Metazoa, Mollusca, Bivalvia, Mytilida, Mytilidae. The transcript has 19 exons. Bases 1249 to 3537 code for a protein of 762 amino acids. Gene Ontology annotation, cellular component: cytoplasm.